This is a messenger RNA of Archocentrus centrarchus (flier cichlid), 801 nucleotides long. It is a transcript of the gene fgf19, whose product is annotated as fibroblast growth factor 19. Lineage: Eukaryota; Metazoa; Chordata; Actinopteri; Cichliformes; Cichlidae. The record is from RefSeq and is a predicted model, not a curated record. Gene Ontology annotation, molecular function: growth factor activity. Bases 1 to 630 code for a protein of 209 amino acids. The transcript is spliced from 3 exons.
AUGCUGCUGCUCGUGGUGACCGUAUCCGUUGUCAAUGUGCUUUUUGGUGUAGGAACUGUUUGCAUGCCCCUAUCAGACAACGGGCCCCACAUCGCCCACGGCUGGGCCCAGGUGGUCCGGCUUAGGCACUUGUAUGCCACCAGGCCGGGAAUGCACCUGCUGAUCAGUGAGGAUGGACAGAUCCACGGUUCUGCGGUCCAGACUCUGCACAGCCUAAUGGAAAUUCGUCCAGUGGGUCCGGGUCGUGUUGUCAUCAGAGCGGUCGCAACCGCACGGUUCCUGUGCAUAGAAAACGACGGCACACUGUACUCAUCGCACACCUACAGCAGAGAGGACUGCACCUUCAGAGAGCAGAUCUUGCCAGAUGGGUACAACAUAUACAUCUCUGACAGACAUGGAGUCCUGCUCAGUCUGGGAAACCACCGGCAAAGACUGCAGGGCUUAGAUCGAGGGGUCCCAGCCCUGGCCCAGUUCCUCCCCAGGAUCAGCACUCUGAGUCAAAUCCCCUCCCCUGGGUCCAACAUCCAUGACCACAUUAAAGCAGCAAAAACAGAAGAGCCUGUGGACACAAUAGAUGCAUUUGGAAAGUUCUCACAGAUCAUUAGCAGUCCCAGCUUCCAUAAGAGAUGAGACAGCAGCUCCAAGACACCUGUCAAAGGAUGUGUCACGGGGUGUCUGUGCACUCUUCCCUGAAUCUUGUAAACCCAGGGACUGACUGCAAUUCCUGCAGACCUACACCAAGGAAGGUUUUGCUGCCAGCAUCGUCAAGUCCAAAAGACUACAAGUGACCCUAAAGACUAC